AUGACUGCAAUUUUAACCAAUGACACAUCUUUUUUUUCGCGCCUAACAAUGGUUAUAAAAAGUGUUGCCACUGCUUUCACUUUAGCAGUGACUUGUGAUUUUGUUAAGACUGAGAUGUCUGGGCGUGGGAAACAGGGCGGGAAGGCUCGCGCCAAGGCCAAGACUCGGUCUUCUCGCGCCGGCCUCCAGUUCCCCGUGGGCCGUGUGCACCGCCUGCUCCGCAAGGGCAACUAUGCCGAACGGGUCGGGGCCGGCGCGCCGGUGUACCUGGCGGCGGUGCUGGAGUACCUGACGGCCGAGAUCCUGGAGCUGGCGGGCAACGCGGCCCGCGACAACAAGAAGACGCGCAUCAUCCCGCGCCACCUGCAGCUGGCCAUCCGCAACGACGAGGAGCUCAACAAGCUGCUGGGCAAAGUCACGAUCGCGCAGGGCGGCGUCCUGCCCAAUAUCCAGGCAGUGCUGCUGCCCAAGAAGACCGAGAGCCACCACAAGGCCAAAUAAAGGAAGGUUGGAAACGCUGGAAAACAAAGGCUCUUUUCAGAGCCACCUACACUAUCGAAGAAAAAGCUAGUACACAAUCUCUACUGCACUUCUAAAAAUAUCUUACUGUGUUUUAAGUGAAAGUUUUACAUAGUAAAUUAGAUUCCCAUUUAGCAAUUUUUGAGUAGACUCGACGACAACGAUUUUUGUACGAAUUGUUCCGUGACAUAUGACAAUGUGUCAGCAUUCUCAAUACUUCCAUUACUUUUGUUCUGUUUCCAUUGACUCUAGCUUCCCCUUCUUGCCUUCUCAUCUUUGCUUUUGGGUGAAUGUUCACCGUUUGGCCUCAUAGUUGAUCUUUUGCGUUUUAUAUUUUGAUGAAGAUUGUAUAAUAAAGUACUCCUUUCCCCUCAGGAUUGAGUGGAGUAACUCAUCUCAUGUGAUCUGAUCUACUGAAAGGACAAGUACUAGUAGGCCUAGGAGAGUACUGGAUCAACCCAGGGUGAUCUCUGAACCCACCUUGUAAUUCUGGUUUGAUAAAAUCAUUUGUAGUGUUCUCAAGCAGCCAAAGUAAGAGCCAAAGAACUUGGAAGAUAAAAUUGCUGGUGUAAAUUGAUACUGCUUUACUGAGCAAAAGGUAGUCAUAGUCACAGACUUAACACUUGAAGUCAAUGCCUUCUGUACUUUAGAUACACGAAAACUCAAUAAAUUGACAUAGUUAUCAGACUAGAAUUAAAGUGGGUACAGGGAGUCCUGUUUGAUUUGAUCUGGUACUUCAGCUACAUAAGUUGUAGCUCUGGGACAUACUAGGCCCUGGCAGUCUCAGUUGUCUCUUCAGGGUAUCAGAUUG
Messenger RNA from Trichechus manatus latirostris (Florida manatee), 1330 nucleotides. RefSeq names its product histone H2A type 1-H. Lineage: Eukaryota; Metazoa; Chordata; Mammalia; Sirenia; Trichechidae. Gene Ontology annotation, cellular component: chromatin; nucleosome. The record is from RefSeq and is a predicted model, not a curated record. Gene Ontology annotation, biological process: heterochromatin formation. Gene Ontology annotation, molecular function: structural constituent of chromatin; DNA binding; protein heterodimerization activity.